Molecule: messenger RNA, 1338 nt
Organism: Tuber melanosporum (Perigord truffle)
Lineage: Eukaryota; Fungi; Ascomycota; Pezizomycetes; Pezizales; Tuberaceae
Exons: 4
Coding region: 799-987 (62 amino acids)
Source: RefSeq, a predicted model, not a curated record
GCCAUUCCUUCGCUCUAAGAAAUCACCCUUCUUUCCACAUCUUCUCUCAUUUUACCUCUUCCUUUUUUUUCUUCCAAAUAAGUAAUAACUCGUCCCAGAAGACUCCAAUACACCUUCUUUCCUCAGCUUUGACGAAAAACUCCAAUCCUUACACUACACGAGAAAUAUGAAUUCGACUCCCGGCACGUCUUCAGCGGGUUCCGCCCCUGGUUUUUCGCGGAGCAGUCAAGACCAAAACGCCGGUAUUGGUCGUCGCCCCAGCCGACGUGCCCGAGCAAGUCGUAAUCCACCGAGGCGUACAACAAACGGCACCCGCAUGGGCGUAGAGACCCCAGAACAAGUAAGAGCUUCACUGGAUCUGUGGGAACCCAGCCAAGAGCUGGGCAGAGACUACUUCGACGCAAAGGAAAAAAUGGAAAAGAGAAUCGAGGCCAUAACAGCGCCUCUCUCUCUCGACCCCCGACCCAACGACUUCGUUCGACCUGCUAAUGGCCACGCCACACCCAACUUCCAAGGAGAAGUCGGUGGUGAACCUAUGACCCUCGAUGCGCUUCGCCCAGUGAAUGGUGACUAUGGUUAUAGUCUGCGCAAUUUUAUCACUGACGACUCGAAUAUUCCCGCAGGAGGAGCCCCUGUAGGAGAAAUUUAUGCCUACCCGGAAUACGCUCACCGCAUUCCCUCGACCUCGGGCUUGCGGACUGGAGCAACCUGGGGGCGGUCGGAGAAAGAUGGAAAAGUGGGGAGAGGGUAUGGGAGCUGUGGGCGGGGGGAGGAGGUUGUGGGUGCCCCAAGCCGCCAAUGAGGCGGAGGAGGGGAGGGGGGGCCAUGGUGGUGGACCGGUUUUUUAAGCUCCGAGUGGUAUUGCUAUUUGGUUACUUCAUACUCCACGGAGGUGAUCGCGCACCUCCUUAUCGCCCAUUAGCAAUAAUUUGGUUUUUUUUCCAACGACCGCCCGUGUUGGGAUUAAGCUUUCUAGAUGGAGGCUGAUCCUUGCAGGGUCGAGGGGAAGAAGUUACGGAAGCCUAGGGCAGCCUCACGACAGAAUAUUUUAGUAUCAAUUUUUAAUCACAAAUUUUAAUUUUCACCCUUUACUUUCAACCUCAUUUUAUUUUAAUCUGUCAAGCAUCUUAUUUAUAAUGUACUUUUCACAAUUCAAGCCAUAAUUGUCAGGAGGCAAGGAAGAGCUGUGGGUUCCCUUUCAGAGAUUCCUUGUAUCACUCUCUACUCUCCCGAGCGCUGAGAUUUGUACCUGAAGAUAGACAUUGUGAUAGAAUUAUUGUUUUCCAUAUUGAACUUUCUCAAGACAUUGCAAUCCAAGUCAGAAUAUUCCGACCGGUA